Anopheles coustani is the source of this 3747-nucleotide messenger RNA. RefSeq names its product heme transporter FLVCR2. The record is from RefSeq and is a predicted model, not a curated record. The transcript has 10 exons. Gene Ontology annotation, molecular function: heme binding; heme transmembrane transporter activity. Gene Ontology annotation, cellular component: membrane. Gene Ontology annotation, biological process: heme export; transmembrane transport. NCBI's taxonomy places the organism in Eukaryota, Metazoa, Arthropoda, Insecta, Diptera, Culicidae. The coding region runs from base 1343 to 2770 and encodes 475 amino acids.
AGUGGCAAGCAGCCAAGAAAAUAGUUUCCAAUCGCGCAAAAGGGAUUCCCCCGAGGGUUAGCAACCGGUUCGCACAACUGCCUUUGAAGGUACGUGGCGCGUGCCGUAUACAACACUCGCUUCCAAACAGUCAACCGGUGCGCACGUGUUUUCGGUUUUGCCUCAACAUUCCAAGGGCCUUGGCCCUGUGUCUAUCCAGCGGACUACCUGCGCCAGGUUGAGCCUACGGACUAUCGUAUCAUCUGCUGCUGCUUUUGCUGCCACCAUUCUACCGACGGGACGGUAGAAAAAUCCAUUAUUGUACCGCCCUAGGCCAGCUUUCCUUCAGGAAGGGCAUGCAACGAACUCUAAAGCUAGCGCCUCGACCAGAGUGCACUUUCUAAAAAUACACAUCAGCACCGAAACCCCCAUCGCCGGGAUCAACCGUCCCUCCGCUGCGCGUCCUUGAGAUAAAAUCGAAGAUUAGCAUCACCACAGCUCGCUCCGGAGCAUAAUGUUGGCGUAAUAAACGGCGACAAGACUGGCCCAGUUUGGGCGGAUCUAGUGCCGGGGGGUGGAUGAAAUAAAUCAAUAGCUGCAUUUCAAUAUUAAUAAGCCGCUUUUGUCUGCGCUGCUGCGGUACCUCCGAGAGGAAACCGAUUCGAGGGAAAAUAAUUUUAUAUGCGCCGCAACGUGAGGUAGCUUUCGAGCACGUGAAAACACACACGGUAGAGGAUGCUGCUCUGAUGGAGACGAUACUGUUGGAAGCGAGUAUUUACAUCCAACGAGGGUAAUUGGCAACGAAGGAAAACGGAGCCAAGAAAGUCUUGCUAGAAUACGAUCGAUCGAAUGCAAGCCGUACGAAACCAAGAAGGAAAAGAAGCUCACCAGGUCAUACAGUUGGAGGAAGCGAUCCGUUUUAUGGAACCGUUGCAGAUAUAGAGAGAAAUAAAAACGUUUCUAAUGAAAUGUAACAUGACAAUAAGUCCAGUACCUUACUAUCACUUUUAAUAUUACUGUUACCAAAAUACGUGAGAUUGCUCAGAGAAGGAGAGAAAUUUUAAACAAACGCUCUGUCAACAGACGGAAAAUCAACGGAAAGAACUCUGGAAACACUUUUAAAAGAAACUUUCCCGGCAAACUAUACCAUAACUCCCGGAGAGUUCGGAGAAGUCGAAGGAAAAAAAGGAGGAAAUAAAAUAAACGGCAUGAAAAAGUGGUAAACUUUUCCCCUUUUCUCAAGAGCGUUUACAAGGAAAAGAAUAAACCAAACAAUACAAAGCGUGUCGUCGUCGCCCUGACUUACUGACACAGUACCGACGAGGUAUCAUCAUCAACAUCAUCAUCAUUGUCACGUGUCGAAAUGGAUCUGAAACAUUCCAACGUGCCGGAAGUGACGGUCGUAGCCGACGCUUACAUGCCCGGCAGCAAGUCAUCGGAUUUGAUCAAACCACCGGCAACGAAUGGGUCGAGUGCGACACUCGACAAGCCAGCGCUGGCACCCGGUGAGUUCCGGGUUUACAAACGGCGCUGGUUGGUGCUGGCCAUCUUCGUAAUGUAUUCCGCCUCGAAUGCACUCCAGUGGAUCCAGUACAGUAUCAUCGCGAACAUCGUCCAACGCUACUACGACAUCACGAGCACCUGGGUCGACUGGACGUCGAUGAUUUUCAUGAUCCUCUACAUUCCGCUCAUCUUUCCGGCCAGCUGGAUUCUGGAUAAAUUGGGUCUCCGAAUUGCGGCCAUCAGUGGCGUCCUGGGAACGUGCCUCGGAGCCUGGGUCAAGUGUUUCUCCGUAAGCCCGGAGCUGUUCUGGGUCGGCUUUGUCGGUCAGUCGAUAGUGGCCGCCUCGCAGGUGUUCAUUCUAUCGCUUCCGGCGAAGGUAGCAGCCGUUUGGUUCGGACCGGAUCAAGUCUCGUCGGCGUGCAGUAUCGGAGUGUUUGGAAAUCAGCUUGGCAUAGCGGUCGGCUUUCUGGUGCCGCCGAUGCUGGUGGAAAACCAUGACGACAUCAGUCUCAUCGGGAACGAUCUUCGGCUGAUGUUCUACAUCGUGGCCGGCUUCACGACCGUGCUCGUCGUUCUGGUGUUGUUCUUCUUUAAGGCGGCCCCACCGACUCCACCGUCGGCCGCCCAGGAAGCCACGAAAACGCCCAACCCGCUGCAAUCGUCACCGUUCCUGCACUCGAUCAAGCGGCUCAUGCUUAACCGGAACUACGUGCUGCUGCUCAUCUCGUACGGCAUGAACGUUGGCGUGUUCUACGCCAUCUCGACGUUGCUGAAUCAGAUCGUCCUUACGCACUACCCGGGACACGAGGUAGAUGCAGGCCGGAUUGGUGUUUGCAUCGUGUUUGCCGGAAUGCUCGGUUCGGUCGCCUGCGGCGUCGUGCUGGACAAGACGCAUCGUUUCAAAGAAACUACGCUAGCCGUGUACAUAUUCACCAUGAUAGGCAUGUGGAUCUACACCUUCACCUUAUCCGUCGGUCACAUUGCGGUGGUGUACGUCACCUCCGCCCUGUUGGGCUUCUUCAUGACCGGCUACCUUCCCGUUGGGUUCGAGUUUGCGGCCGAGCUGACAUACCCGGAGCCGGAAGGUACAUCGACCGGGCUGCUCAAUGCGGCCGCUCAAGUGUUCGGCAUCACCUUCACCAUGCUCUACUCGGAGCUGCUCAACACGAACGGGGACAUCGUGGCCAACGUGACGAUGGCUGUGAUGCUGCUCGUCGGUUCCGUCGUGACCGCCGUCAUCCGGUCGGACCUGCGGCGCCAGGCGGCACAGAACCCGCAAAAUCCGUAAGCUGAAAGCGUCCCACGAACGGCGGGUCACUCGAAAGUUAAGUCAAACGUCUAGCCGAAGUUGUUUUGUUAUCUCUAGUAGCGUCUCAACCGGGAAUUGGUAUUUUAGGAGUAGUUUAUUAUCGUUUUACUAUUAUUUGUUGAUUUGCUUUAAUUGAAUUUAAUUGUUAAAAUGAUUUUACAUAAUCAAUAGGUUUGAUCGUCAGACUCGUAAAGUUACUUCUCUAAUGAUCAAACUUGUCGAAAAGUUGAAACCGGGAAAAGAUUAUUCUUUACACCAUUACGUAGACUUCUUUUUCUAGAUUAUAAGCUACCAUUCGAGUUGUUAGAUUUGUUAACCAAUUUAAAAAGAAAACACUUUUAUCGAAACAACAAAAAACGCUACUAAUGAUGGAUCAUAAGCAGCUAUAAACUCGUGCUACUGCUUAUGCGGAAAACUGAUCACGUUUGUUGAUGAUUUUAUCUGAGAGAUUUGAAACAUUGUCGAAACAAAAGAGAAAAGCAUCAAAAUGAAAUGAUUUCACGGAAUUUCACAUUCAUGGUUCUCAUUUUCCGCUCUCUGGAACAUUGAAAAUCAUGUGGCGAUGUGAAUCCGAGAAAAACUUUCCUUCAGAAAUCCCACACCGUACGCAGCAAGGGUCACAACAACACAAAAGAAAAGAAAAAAAACCCCAGUAACGAUAAGAAAAGCUCGUUUCUGGGGACGAAAGAUUAAGAAAAAUUGGUAACAAAAAGAGAGCAGCAAACUGAAAGCUGGCAACCUCUGCACAGCAGUGGCGUCAAUUAGAAACUCAGCCGGGUUUUCCGGGUAAGCGUUGGCCAUCGUUGGAGUGACCAAAACGGACGUUUUAGAUUCUUCACUCGGUUUUUGCUCGUUUUGAAGACUGGGGUACUACAAAAAAAAAGUCCAAAAACUCCCAGAAACAUUCCCGUUCCGCAAGAAAGUUCUCUCACCCGAUGGACGGGGGAUGAUUUGGC